AAGAAAAUUAAAAAUGCCAUUAAAAUGUAAUUUUUUUUUUAUGGGAGAGAAAAAUGGAAUUUAUUCACAAAAAGAAAAAUGAAAUGACAACACGCGACGACAAGGGAAAGGAAAUGGGCAAACCGUCACCAAACCCGAACCCCAGCUACCAGUCUCCUCUCCGGUCACCGUCACCACCGCCGCCGCCGCAGCAAGAACCUCUUCACCAGAGCGACGCCGACGAAGACGACGACAACGUGAAGCAGCUCGGAGAAUGCUCUUCUCUCUACUUGUCCUUGCAGGAUUGUCUUGUUAGUUCCAACAGAAAUUGGAAAUCUUGCCAAAAGGAGGUUCAAGCUUUGAAGGCAUGCAAUGAGAGGAGGAAAAAUGAUGGUGGGAAGUGAGAAUUCAUACGGUUAAGAUUGCAUUGUGCUCAUUUGAAAUUGUUUUUUAUGGCAAAUUUAUUCAUGUAUUGGAAUUGAAUUCUUGAAUUGAGUUGAAUUGAUUUGCCUAUGGAAUAACUUCUUACUUUUCUU
Molecule: messenger RNA, 515 nt
Organism: Rubroshorea leprosula
Lineage: Eukaryota; Viridiplantae; Streptophyta; Magnoliopsida; Malvales; Dipterocarpaceae
Source: the annotation of a GenBank genome assembly